CUUUUUCGCGACUUAUACCACAUCAUGUACGUUCUCUGGUAAUUAAUAAUUGUAAUACUUUGAGCCUUCGAAUCACACGAUACGCAAAUACACGAACAACACAAUGUCGUUCCGGUUCCCUCCACCUCCUCCACCGCCGCCGAAGGCUACAUCCAGCGAGCAGCCAUCCGCGAGUCAACGAGGUAGCCAUGCCCGAGGAGGUGGUGAUAGAGGUCGCGGGAGAGGUGGAAAUCAGCAUCGAGGAGGUGGCUUCAACAGCAUGGGUGGAAACGCCAGAGGCGGCCAUGGACAGAACCGCGGACGGGGAGAUGCGCGUGGCAGAGGCGGUCAAAGAGGCGGCUAUCAGAACAACAGGGGCGGCGCAAAUCAUCGAGGAGGGCAUAAUGCUGGCAACGGGCAGUACCAGACGAAUGCGCCGUCAGACAGUGCUUCUGCAAAUGGCAACAACAAUUCUACCUUCGCUGGCGGCGCGCAACAGUAUGACCCUAAUGCCCUCGCUCAGGUCAUGUCAUACAUGUCUACACCGGGCGGCGUACAGUCAAUGGCCGCAUAUGCAAACCAUAUGACGAGCACGGGCAGCUCCUCCUUUCCCCAGUCCUCACCGUCUCAGCAGACCCAAUCAAGCCCGCGGUAUUCGCCUCAGCAACACGCCGGUCAGAAGAGAAAGUUGAACGAUCGGAACAACAACCCAAAAUCCCAGUCGAACGGACCGCAGCCAAGUUCGAAGCCACCGAGGGCUAAGGCUGCGGUACCCCCACAGGUCCCUAGCUUCGGCUUCUCUCUCCCUCCACCACCCGUAGUACGACCGGACAACAAGAAGCGCAAGGUCAAUUUAGGACUGUCACACCAGCAGGUCCCGGAUGAGAGUAGCGAUGAGGAGGACGUUGACGAAGAAGCCGCAUAUACGGAAAAGCUCAAGGGUGGAGGGUUCGCGUUUGAGCACAACGGAGAGACAAUCAGCAUACAGACAGGGGCAGAGGUCGCGGCAUGGAUCAAAGACCGAAGAAAGAACUUUCCCACGGAACAGAGAGCCAUGGAGAAGGCAGAAGAGGCUGCAAGGAAACGAGCAGCCGAGCUUGACUUCUUGCGUAGAGUAAGUGGCAAGCCACCCAGAGAGCACAAGAACGACGGCCCGAACCCGGAGACGAAGCCUCGCGAGAAUCGACAGGACGGCAGGGUGAAGAAGGAUGAUAGGGUAAAAAAGGAGGCCGACAAUCGUAGGCAGGAAGAACUUGCAGCGUUGCGGAAGAAGCUUCACGAGAGCAUGACGAAGAAGCAGUCUACGCCAAACGUAGUAGAUUUAGGCCUAGGGUACGAAAGCGAGACGGAGUCUGAGGCAGAGAGUUCGGUAUUGUCAGAGUCAUCUGUGGUAUCGAGUUCCGAAGAGGACGAAUCCGAGUCGGAAUCAGGCGACAGCGACGAAGCACCCGAAACCACAUCGUCCAAGGUUGCUCCGCCACCCAUCAAGGUCCCACCUCCUGCGCGAGCGCCGAAGAAAGCUGAAACGAAGAGUAUGAGUGUGUGUACGAAUUGGAAGCGGAACGGGAGAUGCCCAUAUAUUAGCAAAUGUAGAUAUCAGCAUCCUCCAAAGGAAGAGGAGAAGCUACCGGGACUGUACGAGCGCAUGGUAGAGCAAGAGCUGGUCAAGGCAGAUCAACUGGCACUCGAUGCGAUCAAGUACCUGGGACAGAAUGGCUUCUUGGGCUGAGUGGAGUCUGUUCAUUCUCCAAUGACAUAUGUACAUCCCUCGUCUCCCACCCAUACUUCGUGUACCUUGUUCGCAUCUACGUCCCAUCUUGCGCCAGGGCCUAUUGUUUCCUUUUUCGCAUCAGGAUCGUCGGGAUAUGUAUAUGUUAUGGAGCCAUUGAGGACGAGGUGUGUGGUCUUGCCGCUGUGCUUGUGUGGCGAGUAGUGCGCGUU
Messenger RNA from Alternaria alternata, 1920 nucleotides. RefSeq lists its product as hypothetical. Gene Ontology annotation, molecular function: metal ion binding; RNA binding. Gene Ontology annotation, biological process: box C/D snoRNP assembly. NCBI's taxonomy places the organism in Eukaryota, Fungi, Ascomycota, Dothideomycetes, Pleosporales, Pleosporaceae. The record is from RefSeq and is a predicted model, not a curated record. The coding region runs from base 104 to 1708 and encodes 534 amino acids. Gene Ontology annotation, cellular component: nucleus. The transcript has a single exon.